CAAGCUGAGACAGGUGCUGAGCACAGCAGGCACAACAGAACGACAGCUGUUUGGUCAACAGAAAAAGAUGCUCAGGGCCUGACAUCACUGCAGGGGAGGAGCAGUGGGUUUAGAAGGAGCUGACAGAAGGACUGCUACCAUGGCUGAUGGAAAGGGAUUCACCUGUCUUAUGGUCAUUCUCAUCCUGGGGAAUAUAUUUGGAGCUGCAGCAGGUCUUGCCCUUUGUGCUCUAGCCAUCUGGGUUGCAGUAGAUCAAUUCAAGCUCUACCCUAUAUCUGGUGUGUCGGGGAAAGAUGACAUCUUUGCCGGGGCCUGGAUUGCCAUUUUCACAGGCUUUGCCUUCUUCUGCAUGUGUGUCUUUGGUAUCUUGGCUGCUGCGAAGAAGAGCCGUGCCUUAAUGCUAACAUAUCUGAUCCUGAUGUUGAUCAUCUACAUAUUUGAGUGUGCCUCGUGUAUCACUGCAGUCACCCACAGAGACUAUCUGGUUGGAAACAGUAAUCUGGUGAAGAAGCAGAUGCUGAAGUACUAUGCUGCCGAUGGUGACUCUGGCAGUCGGAUCACACUGACAUGGAACAAAGUGAUGAAAGAGGUGGAGUGUUGUGGAACGGAUGGCCCAGUGGACUGGAUAGAGUACAACUCCACCUUCAGGGAGAAGUUUGGUACAGACUACCCCUGGCCCACCCACUGCUGCAAGAGGAAGAACAACUACGAGGUGGUGAAUGUGGAGGCCUGCAAGAACGGCCAGAACACCACCAUGUUCACUAAGGGCUGCUUCAACCACAUUGUGUCUGUGUUCAGUCGAUAUACAUGGGCUAUCAGCUGGUAUGGUUUCGCUGUGCUAAUGUUUAUGUUCUGGCUGUUGAUCCUGGCCAUGGUGUACUACCUGAUGCUGUGAGGAGUCUGGAGGUGAUGUCUCUAACCAUGUUUUAUACUUUCUGCUGAAGCAACACCAACCCUCACUUCAGCAACUACCUCAUUUCUUAAAUAACAAAUUACUGUGGGAAUGAUAACAGAAAAGUUUUCUGAUAUAUAGAGAAUGAACACUGUGUAGGGAUUCAAAUGUAUAUAUAUAUUUAAUGGUUUAUUGUACUGUAAAUGCCAGAUGAACAAAUGUGGAUUGGCCUGAGAAUUUCAAUGUCCUAACUGCUUUGGUAAUGGGAUAUAUAUAUAUAUAUAGUUCUUGUCAUUAAUUGUACAGUACCAGUCACACCUACUGAUUCCAGCCUGUUUCUUUAUUUGUACUAUUUUCUACAUU
Molecule: messenger RNA, 1255 nt
Organism: Oncorhynchus tshawytscha (Chinook salmon)
Lineage: Eukaryota; Metazoa; Chordata; Actinopteri; Salmoniformes; Salmonidae
Product: uroplakin-1a-like
Exons: 8
Coding region: 140-895 (251 amino acids)
Cellular component (GO): membrane
Source: RefSeq, a predicted model, not a curated record